This is a messenger RNA of Cordyceps militaris CM01, 819 nucleotides long. RefSeq lists its product as uncharacterized. The coding region runs from base 1 to 819 and encodes 272 amino acids. Gene Ontology annotation, molecular function: protein kinase binding. The transcript has 2 exons. NCBI's taxonomy places the organism in Eukaryota, Fungi, Ascomycota, Sordariomycetes, Hypocreales, Cordycipitaceae. Gene Ontology annotation, biological process: signal transduction. Gene Ontology annotation, cellular component: cytoplasm; nucleus; nucleotide-activated protein kinase complex. The record is from RefSeq and is a predicted model, not a curated record.
AUGUCUCAACCACAUACCAUACCGUACACAAUCACGUACAGCGCUCCCUGCCAAGGCCCGCUCUUCAUAGCCGGCACCUUCUCCCAGCCCGCCUGGCUUCUCCAGGAGAUGCACCCUUCGACGCCAUCCGGGAAAACAAACACAUACUCCAUCUGUGUCAUGGUCGAGCCUGGAAAGGAAUACCAGUACAGGUUUCGCCAAGGCAGAGAUGGCCCUUGGGCUGUCGAUGACCAGAAGCCGAUUGUCAAGAGCGCGUUGGGAACCAAGAGCAACAUCCUUCGAGUAAAGGAGCCCGUCAAGCCCACAAACGGCAACGAUACCGUCAGCUUCACUGUUCCCCUCUUCGCCCAUGAGCGACUCGGCGCCUAUACCCUCAGCGACGGCACCGACCAAGGCCAAGACACGACCAGUGAACCACACCGGGAAACAUCACCUAGAACCAUGAGCGACGCCCCCGUGGACCUGAACGAUCCUACCCUAGAAGCUUUUCCAUGCGACAAGUCGUCCAUCCUGGGCACCCUACGCAAAAUCCAGUCCAGCAUGGGCGAGCAGCCUAUUGCUGCUGACAGCCAUCGCUCGGGCCGCAGAAGCAGCAUCGACUCGGAUGACAGCUCUUCGGGCUCCAUCAGCCCUUCCUCCUUUCGACGGAGAGAAAACCGGCUAUCUAAUGGCAGCAAACGUAACUUGUCCGUCGCUUCGCUUGGUUCGAUUGCAGAGGAGCCCACUGGCGGGAACCAGAAACGCGAGCUGAGAAAUAUUGCUGAAACGUCCGUCGGCGACAAAGGCGAAGGUCUCAUGAUGAGAGCCUCGAAGCGAUGA